This is a messenger RNA of Knipowitschia caucasica, 1584 nucleotides long. The record is from the annotation of a GenBank genome assembly. Lineage: Eukaryota; Metazoa; Chordata; Actinopteri; Gobiiformes; Gobiidae.
AUGAGACUGUUCUGUGCUAGGCUGCUUCCCGAUCAGAUGAAGCCCUGGCUGUUACAUAAGCAGAUAAUUAAACAGGAGUUGGAAUGCCUAAGGAACCGGGGCAUUCUUCUGGAGAGUGGGCUGGCCAGUGGCAGCCACAGGGAGCCCACUGCCAGGGCCAACCUGACCAGCCGCACGCGAUGCCGAGACUCCGGAAAGGACUCUGAGAAGGACUCUGGCUACUCCGAGGCGGGCUCCGACUCUGUGGACGACCAGCCCAGCAGUGCCUCAGAACCUCAGAGGCAAAGCAACAGUAACAGCAGCCGUCACAACAGCAGUAACGGCACCAGCGGCAGUGGGAACGCAGCCCAAAGCAUGCCUCCAUACAAGGAGAUGACCCCCAUUUAUGUCAUCAAAAACGUGAUGGUCAAGCCGCCAAGAACAGAGCAGCUUCUGCACAGUCCGAUGCCCUGGGGCGGGGCCUGGCACAGCCUCACCGACACCAAAGCACCCACCCAGCUUCUCCUCAUCCAACAACCAGCCACACAAACUGCUGCCUCUGCUCCCAUGGCCCAGCCACAAAACCAUCUGAAGAAAUCCUCUGGCCGCAACAACACUACCAAGAACUCAUACCUGCCCAUUUUGAACUCAUACCCGCGCAUUGCUCCUCACCCCAGGAAGGAGAGCCACGCGAGUAAUGGAGGCUUGCGUUCCGGCUGUGGGAAAGACGGCCCGAGUGAAGGCCAAAGUCAGAGUAAGCGAGUGUGCACUGAGGAAAAGAAGAGAGACACUGUUUUGACGACAACACAUCACUUAAAACCACUAAAAGAAAGCAGGGUUCAUUCACACUCGCACCAUAAAAUCCGCUCGAGCCACUCGGGCAACCAAACGCAUUCAACAACACAAAGAAAGAGCCACCACUCCCAGAAAAACUCAGAUAACAUCAGCUCUCCAUCCGUGUCCAGUUCACAAACUCCCUCUCCUCCAUCCUCUUCCACCUCGCCUUCCUCCUGCUCUCCACCUUCCUCUUCGACAUCAUCAUCAGCCGCACAUAGCCCGUAUCGACCGGCUCCGGACAGCACUUCCACAAGGCAACGGCGCUUUUUUAACACAGCUGAAAUACUGAACCAAUCAGGCUUGCUGGCCAUCACCCUCCGUACGAAGGAGCUCCUGAAACAGAACGCUGCGACAGAACGAGAGAUCGCUCAGCUACGGCAGCAUACACAAUACCUCUGCGACGCAGCGCAGGCGAGUCAGGCCGCAUCCAAGGAGACCCCGCAUCUCGAGAAGCUAGUCUGCGCCAUGAGCGAUUCGGGGUCAUACCCGAAGCUAGACUUGAACCAACUUAACAUGCUUUUCAACCAACAGAGCGACAGCAAAGAAGCGAGUGAUCAGAAAAACGCCAGUCUCCACACAAAUGCAAAAGCGGUUGUUAUAUCUUUGCCAAACAUUGAUGACGGGACAUCUCCGCCCUCGCCGCUGUUUGCUCCUUCCCCAGAAGCAGGAGGGACAGAGAAUACCAACCCAGGUUUGGAUUCAGAAAAAGAAUUGUCUGAUCUCACUAUUAUGGUGGACAGUUUAACACGCGAUGACUAUCUUCUCUAA